AUGUUGAAAGGUAUCGAUUGCUUGAAAUAAAUACGUGCAUUUCUUUAAAAUUCGUAACGAAACCUCCAAAAGAAGCGUCAAAAACUUUUGUUUAGUCAUUCUGAAAGUAGCAAGGGAAACUUUAUCUCCGCACCCCUCAAAUAGUGGACCAAGGCUAGUUAAGUGCUGAAUCUAUUCUUGAAUGGGUAGUAAAGAAAACGUGAUCUCAGUUACUUGAUCAUAAUAACCAGGGCAACGCUAUUGAGACAUGAGAAGCCCCUUCUGUGGCCUCACCAUCAAGGUGGAACUUUCGUGCUCAGUUCGUAUCCACCCUUGCUUAAGCAAAUCAGUAAAAGUGUCUUUUAAAAUAAUUAGAAAACUAUUGUCUUUCAUCAAACCUCUUACCUCACACACGCUCCAAAGUAGAAAACCACAAAGAUUAGCAAUUCCGAAUUCAAAGUAACGAGGGCCACUUUUUCCAAAAUGUGACCUCAGUGGAAGUGAAAAGUAAUAGCCCCGGCUAAUUGUAUUCCGCUCAGUAUUUUACUUGCUGAAUGCCUACACUUAUUGAUCUCUAUAUCAAUAAAUGUAGUCAUGCCGGUAGAUUAGUAUACACACAGUUUUAUAAUUGUCUUUUUUUCACUAACUACAAUGUUUUAAAUGUAAUUGUACGUGUACGGUGAAAACAUAGCAUUAGGGCCGCAGCAGGUUUGUCUGCCCGCUAGAGUAAUUUAAAGGAUUUCAAGAAUUCACUUCUGACCUUAUGAUUUGAAAUACGAUGCUAAACCACUGAGCUACACACCACUCGCCGUGAGAUAGGACAUAUACUACUAGUUUCGUCACAUUUACUGUGAUUGCUUUAAAAGGUAACAAUUCUUGGGUGGUCAUCUUGCAGUUGACGCUUCUGAAUCAGAGAGGAAGGACUUGUUGUCCGAACUUGAUAUGAUGAAGCACCUCGAGCCGCAUUUUCAUGUCAUCAAACUUUUGGGAUGUGUCACGAUAUCUGGUGAAUAUGGAAAAGUUUACAUUAAUAGCCCGUUUUCGAGCAAAUCUCUUGCUCACUAGAGACAUAUUUCCACACUUCCCAUGCUUUACAGUUUAAAUAGUUUUUCGGAGACUUGAAGCAAAUUUGCACUUGUUCUUCAGUUAUCUGUAACUUUUGCCGCUUCCACUCGACUCCCAGGUAUGUUGUCUAAUGUUCAAUUACUGACCUCCAAUUACUAGUUACAUUACUUGGUUUACGUAAACUUAAAGUUUACUUCAUGUCAUCAUAAAAUGCCUCGUUUAUCCUGAAUGAGUUGAAGAUCUAUCUAUCUUGCAAUAGACCCACUGAUGGUGUUGAUUGAAUAUGUUCCACAUGGAGAUCUGCUAGGAUACCUAAGAAAGAGCAGUGGAUUAAAUGACAAUUACUUUAAAGACCCGGAUAUCGAACCACAUACAAAUCUGACGUCAGAGCAGCUGAUGAGGUUUGCAUGGCAAGUCGCCGAUGGAAUGACGUAUUUGUCAUCGAUACCAGUAAGCUAUAUUUAGUUGGCGAAUUUUCACUUUUGUACAUGUUUCUGAAAUGGGUCAUGAAUUUUCACUCCUAGUUUCAUUUAGUUAACUCUCCUGGACUUUCUAAACUCAUUACAAUACCAAUGAUUUGCUUUGUUUUGUCAUAGAUUAUCCAUUGA
Molecule: messenger RNA, 1652 nt
Organism: Pocillopora meandrina
Lineage: Eukaryota; Metazoa; Cnidaria; Anthozoa; Scleractinia; Pocilloporidae
Source: the annotation of a GenBank genome assembly